This is a messenger RNA of Xiphophorus couchianus (Monterrey platyfish), 1420 nucleotides long. RefSeq lists its product as uncharacterized. The record is from RefSeq and is a predicted model, not a curated record. Gene Ontology annotation, cellular component: membrane. The coding region runs from base 392 to 1327 and encodes 311 amino acids. The transcript has 6 exons. Lineage: Eukaryota; Metazoa; Chordata; Actinopteri; Cyprinodontiformes; Poeciliidae.
GUUUUAAUGAAAAGUUUAGUUUCUGUGCAACAUAGGGUGCUUCAUAAAAUUAACAUUAUAAUGGAAAACCUUUAGCAUAAUCAUCAUCAGACUGUCAUCCAACAAACUGUUUUUAUUCAAAGGCUUCUUCAGAUUUACUGUAUUAAAGAUUAAAUUUUAAAUCCUACAUGACAACAGCCAUUAAAACGACUCUUUGAAGAAGCUUGUUAUCUUAGUGACUAAUAAUUAAAUGGAACUGAAUAACUGAAUUUUCUGGGUUGACUGUGUGCUUUCAGUUGUUCUCUCUUUUUGAACGCCCAUUUCUACACUGUGGUUGUCACGUUGUCUUUCACACACGCAGCUUUAUGAACAUUUCAGGAAGUGCAUAAGACUUCCUGAAACGGUUCGAGAAAUGGCUUUGAUUGUCGCAUUUCUAUUUAACUUGCUGGUAGUCUACACACUUCAAAUGCAAGGUUCCUCUGCAGUGACUGAUGUAUUUGUGAAAACUGGAGAUGAUUUAAUUCUUCAUCUCACAGAAGCUGAAAUUCCACCAAAUUCUCGCAUUUGGUUAUGGCAAUUUAAAGAUGAUAUACUGGUAGAGUUUUUGCAUGGUUCCCAACCAAAUGUUGUUAAGAAUCGCUUUGGAAAAGUUGAAGUUAUAGAAAAAAGUUACAGUGUGAAAUUAAAGGAUCUACAUAAGUCACACAGUGGUAUUUAUAUUGCAAAGCUAGUAUCACCUAAAGAGCAAAUACUGACUCAAUACAACGUUACAGUUCAAGAUGCAGUGUCUCCAGUUGAUCUCAACUUUACCUGCUCAUCCAGCUCCUCCUCCUAUAACCUGACAGCGACCUGCAGGACAGACAACAUCAGCAUCACUCUGAGAUGUGAUUAUUUAUUCUGCAGCAAGGAAAAGAGAAAUUUGGUCACCAAAUCUGGUUCUUCUCUUCAUAUCUACAAGUUGAAAGAGUCUGUUGUCUGUAACCAUAGCAACCAGGUCAGCAAGGUUGAAUCCAAAGAAAACAUUGAGAAUCGCUGCCCUCCACCUAGAAAACCCAGAAAAUAUUACUGGUAUUUUAUAUUGAUCCUGUUGGUUCUUCUUGUCUGUUUAAUUUAUUUUGGAUAUCGUAAAUGCAAGAAAGCAGGUGACACAGGCAACUUUGACAACACAAUAUAUGAUCUUCCUGUGGUAAAUGAUCAAACUGAAACACUGAAUAAAACAGAUGAAGAUGAAGCUUGUUCCCCAACCACCACCUACAGCGUAGUGGGAAUUUCUACAAGUAAGGCAGCCACCAAGACGAGAGACAAUGACCAACCACAGAGUGUGUAUUCACAGAUAAAGGCCGUGUGAAGUGCAAAACUGAUAUAGUGAGAUUAUGACAUUUCUGUUAUGUGAAAAGGCAGACUGCUGCAUUUCCUAUAAUCUGGAGGUGACUCAGUCAAG